Molecule: messenger RNA, 417 nt
Organism: Psylliodes chrysocephalus
Lineage: Eukaryota; Metazoa; Arthropoda; Insecta; Coleoptera; Chrysomelidae
Source: the annotation of a GenBank genome assembly
CGACAAUAAUCAUGGGAAAAGUAAAGUGCUCCGAAUUAAGGUCCAAAGACAAAAAGGAGUUGACCAAACAACUCGAUGAAUUGAAAACUGAGCUUACCUCCUUGCGGGUAGCAAAAGUAACUGGUGGAGCUCCAUCUAAACUUUCAAAAAUCCGAGUUGUUAGGAAAGCUAUUGCUCGUGUUUAUAUUGUUAUGCACCAGAAGCAAAAAGAAAAUUUAAGAUUAUUAUAUAAAAACAAGAAAUACAAGCCAUUAGAUCUUAGACCCAAGAAGACCCGUUCUAUUCGCAGAGCUCUAUCCAAACAUGAACAGAGGAUUAAAACCCCCAAAGACAUCCGUAAGCGAUCUAUAUUUCCUGUAAGGAAGUUUGCAUUGAAAGCUUAGUUUGUAAUAACAUAAUAAAUUGUUUAAAAUUUUU